Fusarium odoratissimum NRRL 54006 is the source of this 630-nucleotide messenger RNA. RefSeq lists its product as uncharacterized. The transcript has a single exon. The record is from RefSeq and is a predicted model, not a curated record. Lineage: Eukaryota; Fungi; Ascomycota; Sordariomycetes; Hypocreales; Nectriaceae. Bases 1 to 630 code for a protein of 209 amino acids.
AUGUUCAGGGACUUAUUGCAUCUGGCGCUCCGAUCAUGGAAGUGUAUAAUCAAGCUCUGGGUUCGAAAACGGCUACGACGAUCUGGUCGGUUUAUUACAUUCUCGUCUUCUAUAACAUUAUUCUCAAUCUUCUCGUCUUCUCAUCUCGGAUUCUAUGGCCAUUUGCUCGAGAUGGUGGUGUCCCUUACUCUUCCUACGUCUCCAGCCUCAGAUGGUCUAUCUAACCCAGUACGCGCAACGGCUAUCAUGCUCUUCCUCCAGAUCAUCAUCGGAAAACUCUACAUUGCUUCAAAAACAGCUUAUAGUAGCUUCAUCAACCUGACUCUAUUUGCACUCAACAUCACAGUUGUACUGCCACAGACUGUCUUGUUAUUCACAGGUCGCGAUUCACUGCCCAAGAGGGCUUUCUCCUUGGGUCGAUAUGGAUACAUCGUCAAUGCGCUGGCGACCAUCUUCAUGCUUUUCUUUAGCGUCGUGUUUGCAUUCCCUGUUGCUCGGCCUGUUACUGGAAGUUCCAUGAAUCAUCUUGUUGCUAUUUUUGCAGUCAGUCUGAUCUUCAUCAUCUCAUCUUGGCUAUUGGGUCUCUCCAAACGAUUCACGGGGCCAUCAGAGGGAACUGUACAUAUUUGA